This is a messenger RNA of Struthio camelus australis, 1263 nucleotides long. It is a transcript of the gene GP9, whose product is annotated as glycoprotein IX platelet. Lineage: Eukaryota; Metazoa; Chordata; Aves; Struthioniformes; Struthionidae. The record is from RefSeq and is a predicted model, not a curated record.
CCAAGCAGAGGGAAAGGAAUCAGAGGGGAAAAAAUAAGGCUGAAGCAUGAACAAAGUGGAAUUCACCACUGUUGCAGGAUUUGCUGUAUUAUUGCUCUUCCACGUGACUCAAACUGAAGUCUGUCCUCCUUCCUGCAACUGUAAGUCACUGGGAGAAAUGAAGGGUUUGCAGAUAGACUGCAGUUCAAGGAAGCUGAAGGAAGUGCCUGCCUUGCCUGUUAACACCAAGAAGCUUUAUCUACAGAAUAACAGCCUGACCACAGUUCCUUCCGGUGCCUUGGACAGCCUGCUCAGCCUGGAGGAGGUGAAAAUAUUUGAUAAUCCUUGGAACUGUGACUGUCAUAUUCUUUAUUUAAAACUCUGGUUAGAGGAUAUCUCGGAAUCCUCUCUUGCAAACGUCAGAUGUGCAACCCCCACCGCCGUUAGGAUGAAGCCCUUGAGUCAGCUGACUGGGAACGAGCUGGGGAUCUGCAAGAGGCUUCUCCCAAUCAAAAGCCUCGAGUUCUUUUGGCGAGACCUCAUUUUAAUUGUUGUAGCAAUAACUACACUUAUUUUAGUAGCGUGGGCUCUGAAAUUCUCAAAAAAGCUGGUCUACCAAAUAAACGUAAGCCAAUAUGAUUUGAGUGGCCCACUGUCGCAGAGGCACAGCUUCAAAAACCGUAAGUUACAGUGAGCUGUUCACCAUCAUUAGUUUCACCAGAAAUAUCAGCCUACUCUACUACAAAAAAGCGCAUGUGCUGGCAACACUUGAUUUAAUGGUACACAUGAUACAAACAGAUCCCAGGCCACGUCUCGGUGCCCAGAUAGGCAAGUUUGAUUUCAUUUCAUUUCCAAAACCAACUUGGUGAUGCGCUGACUGGCAAGUUUCCAUCUGCCACUACCUACUUAUAUGGAAAACAGUUUCUAAAUAUUUUCAAAUCACUUAAUUUAGCACUUUCCCACUGAAUUCUUAGCUCUUCUAGCAAGAGGAUUUACAUGCCAAACAAUCAACGCUUUUUAAUAUAUGGAUAUGAAUACUGUUUGUAUUAUUUUAGCAAUUCAAUUCUCAUUCUGAAGCUGCUUAAGCUUGUAACCUGGUAUCCCUACGCAGUGUCCCGUGGCCUCAGUAGACCCAUUCUUGCCUGCAAAGUCAACCACCUCUUCAUGAUGGAGUUCCAUGCCUGAACUUCAGGUUCAGGAGUUCCCUCAGAGCAGAACCACUAUGAUUAUACAGGCUAGCCACUGAAUGUAUCCCUUAAUGAGUAUGUUCACAAACUGACUGGU